Molecule: messenger RNA, 572 nt
Organism: Trichomonas vaginalis G3
Lineage: Eukaryota; Parabasalia; Trichomonadida; Trichomonadidae
Product: phage tail repeat-like family
Exons: 1
Source: RefSeq, a predicted model, not a curated record
AUGUAUGUAAGCUAUAUAAAGAAUGAUGGUACACAAGUUAAAGUUCCAUUAGACAACAACUGUUACUUGAACUUAUAUGGAGACGAACAAAAGAAAUAUUUAAGAGUUUAUGAAAUGACAGAUAUGACAUUGUCUAACCUAGCUCCAGCACCAUAUUAUUAUGACUAUGGAGAUGACGUCAGAACACCACAUGUAGAUGAACAAAAGUUAACAUUAUAUUUAGAUUAUUAUAGAUAUAAAAGAUAUAAUGCAAUAGAAAAAACGAGAAUAGUAUAUUAUUAUAUAGAUGACAAAAAUAAAUAUUAUAGUCAAGAUUUUACCUACCCUGAAAACAUAAGAUUAUAUUAUAAAAAAUAUUCCGACACAAACCAGAAGAAACCUGAAAUAGUUGCACUAUAUUUUAAGUUCAAAAGAGACAAUCCUAUAUUAUCUCAUAUGUUUGAUUUAAUGAACCCAGUAGGUUCUAUUUAUACGUCUAUGGAUGCAAGAGGUCCUCAAGUAAUGUUUGGUGUUGGUGCAUGGGAACAAAUAGUCGACAGGUUUUUGUAUUGUGCAAACUCUUCAAAGGAAAU